Messenger RNA from Drosophila persimilis, 1466 nucleotides. RefSeq names its product E3 ubiquitin-protein ligase Rnf220 (gene RNF220). The record is from RefSeq and is a predicted model, not a curated record. NCBI's taxonomy places the organism in Eukaryota, Metazoa, Arthropoda, Insecta, Diptera, Drosophilidae. Gene Ontology annotation, biological process: protein ubiquitination. The transcript has a single exon. Gene Ontology annotation, molecular function: metal ion binding; ubiquitin protein ligase activity. Bases 122 to 1273 code for a protein of 383 amino acids.
AACGUAACAAAUUGGCGUCGCGUGGCUUUGUGAACAAAAACAAUAGCAGACACUAAGGUCCAGGUGAAAUUUCGCCAGCUAAUUUCUGACAGAAAAGUGCCGCGGAAGGCCUCCAGACACCAUGGCCACAGACACAGUGUCCAACGGCGAGAACUAUCACCUGCCCAGCGACGACGAUGUGAUAUGCCCCACAUGUAAUGUCAAAAUCAAGCGCUGCCAGGUGGCUGACCACUGCCAGGUGGAAAUGGAGCGCCUGCACACAGUGGUUCCACCCAUAAGUACACCACCAACAUCGACUCAUACGACAACCACAACAACAUCAACAUCACAGUCUGGAUCUGGCGGAAGGCAGCCGUGGAGUGUGUUCCAGCGUGUGCAGAAAAAUCGCCAGACCCGACAGCGACAACGCACGCGAAAGCGUCCCUCCUCUCCGCCAGCGCCGGUGGCUGCCCCACCUGAACCAUCCACCUCCGCCUGUCCCGUGUGCAACAAGAACUUCCCGCAGGGCCGCAUCCAGGAGCACGCGAAUGAGUGUCUGCGAAACAGUCGCAGAAACGGCCAGGCCAACGGUGAACGCCACUCCAGCGACGAUACCGACGACAGCGAGGAGUACGAAGAGUACGAGUGGGCUGGCCAGAAACGCAUUCGCGUGUCCACGCUCGUGCAGGGCGGCUAUUCGGCCCUGAACAUGGGCCAGACCAUAAAGUACAAUGGCAGCCAGCAGGCCAAUGAAGACGAGGACGAGGAUCUCAAUGUGGAUGAGGACGAUACGCAGAUCUACGGGCCCACACAGUACGGGGAAGCAGAUGUGAUUCCCACGGUGGACGGAGAAUCCGGUGGCGAUGUCUCGGAGGCAGAUGUCACGAACUACGUCCGCAGACUGAUUUCGUCCAACGAAGCACCCAAGUCGAAUCAUUCCAGCGAUGCUACUGCCACUGUGGAGCUUGCCGUUGAGCAGCAGCCAGGGACUGAAUCAGCAGCGGCAUCCUCCAGGGAGGCGCCAUCCACUUCUCGCUCCACACGGUCGGCCUCUCAGAACCAGCAACUGGUCAUCGAGGCGCUAAGGGCCAAGCUGCGCCUCUACGAGAACCAGUCGCAGAGCAAGUUCAAGUGCCUGAUCUGCCUCGACGACUACAAGAAUCCCGCCAUCUCUGUCUCCUGCUGGCAUGUGCACUGCGAGCAGUGCUGGUUGCAGACGCUCGGUGCCCGCAAGCUAUGCCCGCAGUGCAAUUCGAUCACGACACCGAAAGACCUGCGUCGGAUUUACCUGUAGACAGCAAAAGACGUGCGCCGCAUAUGCCUACAGCACCGACUGGUUACCCCGGAGGCUGCGUCUUAGCUUAUGCCGCGCCCUGGCUUUCUUUCUGCAGCAGCUCUAGUUUAUAAUCCUAUACGUAUAUUAUUUAUAAUAACUAUCAUACGUGACAUAACAAUAAGCAGCAUUAAAAUGUAACUAUUACAAUAAA